Ustilago hordei is the source of this 345-nucleotide messenger RNA. RefSeq names its product putative Dynein light chain 1, cytoplasmic. Gene Ontology annotation, biological process: microtubule-based process; cilium assembly. Gene Ontology annotation, cellular component: cytoplasmic dynein complex. Bases 1 to 345 code for a protein of 114 amino acids. Gene Ontology annotation, molecular function: dynein intermediate chain binding; dynein light intermediate chain binding. Lineage: Eukaryota; Fungi; Basidiomycota; Ustilaginomycetes; Ustilaginales; Ustilaginaceae. The record is from RefSeq and is a predicted model, not a curated record. The transcript has 2 exons.
AUGUCCGAUCAGAUCACCUCCCCUCCAGCUGCAGCCACCGGUAGCUCCUCCCACCCGUCCGGCGCAGACCCUUCUAGCAUCCGCGACCUGAAACCAGUCAUCAAAAACGUCGACAUGUCGGAAGAAAUGCAAUCCGAAACCAUCGAAAUCGCUUACGACGCUCUCGAAAAGUUCACCGUCGAAAAGGACAUGGCAGGCCAUGUAAAGCGUACGAUGGAUUCCAAGUUCGGCCCCACCUGGCAUGCCGUGGUAGGACAGAGAUACGGAAGUUACGUUACGCAUGAGACUAAGCACUUUAUCUACUUUUACUUGGGUCAGAUGGCGUUUUUGCUUUGGAGAGCAUAA